AUGCAUAGACUGGGGGGCGAGAACAAGGCACACCAGACGUCACAUCUCCUCCCACACUAUAAAUAUUCAUGAGCCAAAUACCCUGCGUGACCAUGCGCGAUGACGCACCGCGACAACUGCGGAUCCCGAUUGCUGCAGCCGCUUGUCAGUGUGACGAAGAUUGGCACUCAGGUAAGCUGUCACUCAAAAUCUUUAUUUUCAGUUCCCUAUCAAUCAAACAAUCUGGGCCGCACAGAAAAAAUGCUUAGGGCAAAAGCUUGGGAGGUAGUCAGGCCAGUGGAGUUAAUAUAGCAGUGAAUAGAUGGCCGGGGCCAGGGAAGAUGGAAAUUACCCGAGGAAAAAAAUGUCGGCGUUCUAGGGGGGGUGGUGGGAGAGAGAAGGAUUGUGAAAAAGCAAGGGUGAGAGCUAGAAGCAAGGCCCCAGUUUACCCCUUUCAGUUGAAACGCAGGGGAGGGUUAGGCAGCUGUCCCUCGCUCGCUUGAUUGAUUGUUGUGGGGCAAGAUUUUAGAACUAAAAUUAGAAACCCAAUAUUUAUAAACGAAUUUAUGAAUAGUAGUAAUACUUGAAUACAAUGUAAAUGCACAUUGGAUGAAAUGCGCGUUUUACAUGUACUUUUAAUCCAGCAGCAUUUUAGGUUACCUGUGAAAGCAGUAGCUAAUGCGUCUCAACCGCCGCUGUAACUAUGGCGCUUCUGCUAACUUCACUGUUGUAAACUAACGUUUAAAACAACGACUCUUCAGUUGGUGUUGUGGCCAUGAAGGGGGUUGAUGCAUAUUACAUUUAGUACACGUUUGAGGCUGUUAUCGAGUAGAUUGCCAAAGAAAAUUAGCAAUUUAUUAGCUAGUAAGCUAACUAGCUAGAUAGUUGUUUUCGUAAAUAAACUAGCUAACGUUAGCUAUUUUGUCUAACGACCUUUUCUGAAGACGUAAACAUGGCUAUCAAUGUAGUUAAAGUUCUCUAAAAUUAAAUUGUUUUACUCGACAGCUUUCCUUCAUAUGAUUGAAAAUGAAUCCAAUAAUUGCUUGCUAUUGCUAACCAUCAAGAAGCUAGUUGGCUUUGUUGCAGCGAUAAAAGCAAGUCGGUUCAACAUGGUGGGUGAUUGCCAUCAGUUGUGAUCAUAGACAUUAAAACCAGGUUAUAGACAUGUAUGAUGUUCAUCGAUUCGCAACAUUGUCGUAUCCUUGCACAUGAACAUAAGUCAAAGACCUGCACAAAGCAGUACAUUUCGAAUGCACUCGUAUAAACUUGGUACAUUUGUUCCCCUUAUAGCCUUUGUUUCCUUAGCCUUGUAUAUGUAAAUAUACAUACAUGUUGUUUCAUUCCCGUUGAACGGAAGACGGUACAGUCAAAUAGGCAGCUGCAUUAUCGUGUAUGUUAUUGCACUACAGUGAGUAGAUCAUCUCUGUCAGAGCAAUCCAGCAUUGACAUGCUCUAUUCAUAGACAUGGUAAUUAAUCAAGUAUUAAAGUGGGAUGUAAUGGUGUUUAGGCCAUAAAAAUAUUCUUAUUUAUAUUGUUUAGACAAGGAUCACAUAUUUAUAGCAUUUGCUCUUUCAAAGAGGGAAAAACAACUCAAUAGAUUUUCACUGAAGCUCAGCAACUUACCCCAACCCUUCUCCAUAGUGCAGUAUAAUUAGUCAAUAUUGUUAAUGAAAUAGAAAUGUCAUUUUUUUUUGUAACUUGUCCUGCUUUAAAAUAAUCUCAAUUUAUCAUGAAGAGUAAUUUAUACUAUAAUUGCCUUUUUUAAUUCUCAACAGUGUGUGGACCUAUGUGUUUUUCUAGGUCCGCCAACAUGAUGGCUGCCCAGUCGGUUUCCAUAGACCAGUACCUGGAGGGAGAGGAGCAGGUGGGUCAGAAGUCUGAGACCACAAGGAUGGGUGUAAGGGAAGAUUUGAAGUUCUUGAGUUGAUAAUUUGAAGUUUGGAAAUAUUUGUUAUCCAUCAUCAAUGGCACAAAAGUAGGGAGUUUUUUACUUCCUUAAAUGAUUUAUUACUAUGUAUUUAGAAUGUAUUGCCAAAACUAUGGGUGAGCAGCUUCUACCCCCAAGUCAUAAGGCUGAACAAUUAAUCAAAUGGCCACCCAGACUAUUUGCAUCCCCCCCCCACCUUGUUUUUACACUGCUGCUACUCACUGUUUAUUAUCUAUGCAUAGUUACUGUACCCCUACCUACAUGUACAAAUUACCUCGACUAACCUGUACCCCCGCACAUUGACUCGGUACCGGUACCCCCUGUAUGUAGCCUCGUUAUUGUUAUUUUAUUGUGUUACUUAUUAUUAUUAUUAUAUAUAUAUUUUUUACCUUUGUUUAUUUAGUAAAUAUUUUCUUAACUCUAUUUUCUUAAAACUGCAUUGUUGGUUAAGGGCAUGUAAGUAAGCAUGGCGCUUGUAACGCCAGGGUAGUGGGUUCGAUCCCCGGGACCACCCAUACGUAAAAAUGUAUGCACUCAUGACUGUAAGUCGCUUUGGAUAAAAGCGUCUGCUAAAUGGCAUAUUAUAUCAUUAUUAUAUAUUAUUAUUAUUAUAUAUCAAUGUGACUUAACUUGAGGUUUUUCCUGCUCUAGCAAACAAGUAUUUUAGCGCAUUUGCUCUCAAUCAAAGCCAUUGUUGCUUCAAUCACAUGGCUGGAGUUGGGAUUUAUGUUCUUGGAAGUGGGCCUGGCUAGCCGCUGGUUGGCAGAGUGGGAAAGCAGGAGAGGAGAGGAGGAUCGCUGCUGGUUGGCAGAGUGGGAAAGAAGGAGAGGAGAGGAGGAUCGCUGCUGGUUGGCAGAGUGGGAAAGAAGGAGAGGAGAGGAGGAUCGCUGCUGGUUGGCAGAGUGGGAAAGAAGGAGAGGAGAGGAGGAUCGCUGCUGGCUGGCAGAGUGGGAAAGCAGGAGAGGAGAGGAGGAUCAAAUUGGCUUCCAAUCAAUGAAUGUGUCUGAAUGAAACCACACAAAGACGAGCUUGGUGUUGCUAUCGGUAAAGGCUAAAUAUGAUAUGCCACGACUCAUCAUUCUAUUCUACCCAUGUCCAAAGAGAGACUGACAACCUCUUAUCAUCCGCCCAUUUGAGAAUAAUUUAGCUAGGCUAUUUCCUUCCGGUUUGUACUGAGAAAACAGUCCUCCUCCAACCUAUUACCAAUGCCAACAAGACCAAUCUUUUCUCAUGUCUUUAUUUAAUAGUCGUUGAGGCAGGGUUCUGAGCGUUACCUAACCACUACUAUUGCUCCUCACUCUGCUUUUAUCUCAUCUCCCUCACUCCCAUGUCUCUCCAGAUGCAGGGGGAGGAGCAGGCGGACGUUGAUUCUAACCCGGAGCAGACGUUCAGUGAGGAGGGUUUGGCUGCAGCAUCCAGUCCAGCCCUCACUGAGCCCCAGACCCCCAUGGAUGUAGAUAAGGCUUCCAUAUACCGGUACACCUCCUAACUCUGUUGGCCCCCCCCUGACAAAGCUUUGGUCAACCACCACCUCAAUUACUUUCAAAAAGGAAAUGCUGCUGCUGCUGGCAGUCGUAGAUGUUGUUGGGGGCUUAUGCGCCCUACUAACGAAAAUAUGGAGUAAACACUACCACAUGUAACGUAAAAGUAAAUUCUGGCAAUUUAGUGAUGUCUCUUCGUGUGUGUUGCAGGCAUCCCUUGUUCCCUCUCCUGGCCCUGCUCUUUGAGAAAUGUGAGCAGUCUACACAGGGCUCAGACUGUGUCACGUCAGCCAGCUUCGACGUGGACAUCGAGAACUUUGUCCGCAGCCAGGAGAAAGAGGGCAAAGCCUUCUUCAGCGAGGACCCUGACCUCGACAAUCUGGUGACCUUCCUCGUCUGCUGUCAAUACUCUUUCAAUUAUUUUGCAUCACUAUGACCUCUAGUGACACUAUUCACACAUUUAUGCAAAUGACACAUGGAAAGUGAGCUACUGUUUCAGUGGAGCUGUUUGAUGAAGCCAGUUGGCCACACAUAAACAUUACAACAGCCUUAUACUAAAGUAUCUACCAGUGGAAUAAAUCAUGUGUAUUUACUAUAACAGACCACUAUGCACAUGCCAUUUUCAAUGCAAACGUCCUGGCCUCUCAUAACGCCUCUCCCUGUACUGACCUUUGACCCCUAGAUGGUGAAGGCCAUCCAGGUGCUGCGGAUCCACCUGCUGGAGCUGGAGAAGGUCAGCGACCUGUGUAAGGACUUCUGCAGCCGCUACAUCGCCUGCCUCAAGACCAAGAUGAACAGCGAGACGCUGCUGAGUGGAGAACCUGGCAGCCCCUACUCAUCUGGACAGGGCUUCUCUCCCACCAAGACCCAGGUACACACACCCUGCCAUACAUAUAUAUUUUGCUACCAUCAUACACACCCAUUAUGCACCCACAAUACACACACCCAUAAUACACACACCCAUUAUGCACCCACAAUACACACACCCAUAAUACACACACCCAUUAUGCACCCACAAUACACACACCCACAAUACACACACCCAUAAUACACACACCCAUUAUGCACCCACAAUACACACACCCAUUAUGCACCCACAAUACACACACCCAUUAUGCACCCACAGUACACACACCCAUUAUGCACCCACAGUACACACACCCAUUAUGCACCCACAAUACACACACCCAUUAUGCACCCACAAUACACACACCCAUUAUGCACCCACAAUACACACCCAUUAUGCACCCACAAUACACACACCCACAGUACACACACCCAUUAUGCACCCACAGUACACACACCCAUUAUGCACCCACAAUACACACACCCAUUAUGCACCCACAAUACACACACCCAUUAUGCACCCACAAUACACACACCCAUAAUACACACACCCAUUAUGCACCCAUAAUACACACACCCAUUAUGAACCCACAGUACACACACCCUUAUAUACUGCUAUACACACACUUGCUCUGAAUCCGCAAUACAUAGAUCACAACCUGAUACUAAAUACACACACACUAUAGACCCAUGAGGACUCCGUUUAACCUCUGUGUGUGUGUGUGUGUGUCGUGCAGACAUCCAACUCUUUCACAGGAACCCUCAGUCCCCAGGGGAUUGUGGUGCCAGCAUCGGCCCUGCAGCAAGGCAACGUAACCGUGACAACAGUUAACCCCACACAGGUUAUGGCAGGUAUGUCACCCUGGCAUACAACAACCACAGGUACCCUCAGACACCAACCCACACCUCAAUGGGAAUCAUAGGGGCGGUUUCCCGGACACAGAUUAAGUUUAGUCCUGGACUAUAUGUCAAUGGAGAGGCCAGGACGAGCGAGGCUUAAUGGUGUGUCCGGGAAACCGGCCCUUAGCGUACAGGUGGACUUCACUGUCUGUUUCUGUACCAGCAGUUUAUGAAAAUAUACAAGGACUACUCUGAAAGCAUUGUUGGAUUCUUGUUUCCUCCAGGUGGCACAGUCUACCAACCAGUCACAGUAAUCAACUCACAGGGCCAGGUGGUGUCACAGACCAUCUCCCCCCAGACCAUACGCAUCCAGAACACACAGGUAGGACACACACAUCUGGAGGCUGACAUUUACUGCCCGCUGAACAACCCCCCCACACUGCCCCGCUGAACAGCCCCCCCACACUGCCCCGCUGAACAGCCCCCCCACACUGCCCCGCUGAACAGCCCCCCCACACUGCCCCGCUGAACAGCCCCCCCCACACUGCCCCGCUGAACAGCCCCCCCACACUGCCCCGCUGAACAGCCCCCCCCACACUGCCCCGCUGAACAGCCCCCCCACACUGUACCGCUGACUAGCCCCCCCACACUGCCCCGCUGAACAGCCCCCCCACACUGCCCCGCUGAAUAGCCCCCCCACACUGCCCCGCUGAACAGCCCCCCCACACUGCCCCGCCGAACAGCCCCCCCACACUGCCCCGCCGAACAGCCCCCCCACACUGCCCCGCCGAACAGCCCCCCCACACUGCCCCGCCGAACAGCCCCCCCACACUGCCCCCGCUGAAUAGCCCCACCACACUGCCCCGCUGAACAGCCCCCCCACACUGCCCCGCUGAAUAGCCCCCCCCACACUGCCCCGCUGAACAGCCCCCCCACACUGCCCCGCUGAAACAGCCCCCCCACACUGCCCCGCUGAACAGCCCCCCCCACACUGCCCCGCUGAACAGCCCCCCCACACUGCCCCGCUGAACAGCCCCCCCACACUGCCCCGCUGAACAGCCCCCCCACACUGCCCCGCUGAACAGCCCCCCCAUACUGCCCCGCUGAACAGCCCCCCCACACUGCCCCGCUGAACAGCCCCCCCCACUGCCCUGCUGAACAGCCCCCCACACUGCCCCGCUGAACAGUCCCCUCACUGCCCCGCUGAACAGCGGGCAGUGUGUCAGUCCUGUGUCAUGCCAACAGUAAAGCAUCCUGAGACCAUUCAGUGUGGGGGGCUGUUCAGUGUAAAUGUGAAAGAAUAUAGAAACCUAACUGUAACUCUCUUCAGCUCCAGCUGCAGCUCAACCAGGACCUGAGCUUCUUCAACCAGGACGACAGCUCACCCAAGAACAAGCGUGGCGUCCUUCCCAAACAUGCCACAAACAUAAUGCGCUCCUGGCUCUUCCAGCACAUCGGGGUGAGUAGAACACAGGCCCACUCUAUAGGUUACAACCUGGAACGAUUCUGGGAUUUGAUUGGCUUGCAGUGUUUUCAUCUUGUACUAUUUAAAGGAAAGGUUAACCCAAUUUGAAUGUUAUAUUGUUUUUGUGGACCUCUGAGUGAUGAUCUAUCGAUUCCCUGGGUCAUUUCGUGUUUUCAUGUGUAACUGAGUUAUUGGCAUUCAAGCAAGUUAAGCUAAUUGUCACGCAAUUCCUUCUCAAAGUCAGUCGUGGUCAAAAGUUUUGAGAAUGACACAUACUAAUUUUCACAAAGUCUGCUGCCUCAGUUUUGAUGAUGGCAAUUUGCAUAUACUCCAGAAUGUCAUGAAGAGUGAUCAGAUGAAUUGCAAUUAAUUGCAAAGUCCCUCUUUGCCAUGAAAAUGAACUUAAACCCCAAAAAACAUUUCCACUGCAUUUCAGCCCUGCCACAAAAGGACCAGCUGCCAUCAUGUCAGUGAUUCUCUCGUUAACACAGGUGAGAGUGUUGACGAGGACAAGGCUGGAGAUCACUCUGUCAUGCUGAUUGAGUUAGAAUAACAGACUGGAAGCUUUAAAAGGAGGGUGGUGCUUGAAAUCAUUGUUCGUCCUCUGUUAACCAUGGUUACCUGCAAGGAAACACGUGCCGUCAUCAUUGCUUUGCACAAAAAGGGCUUCACAUACAAGGAUAUUGCUGCUAGUAAGAUUGCACCUAAAUCAACAAUUUUUGGGAUCAUCAAGAACAUCAAGGAGAGAGGUUCAAUUGUUGUGAAGAAGGCGUCGGGGCGCCCAAGAAAGUCCAGCAAGCGCCAGGACCGUCUCCUAAAGUUGAUUCAGCUGCGGGAUUCUGACAAACUUUAAGCAUUGAUUAUGCAAGAAUGGGCUGCCAUCAGUCAGGAUGUGGCCCAGAAGUUAAUUGACAGCAUGCCAGGGAGGAUUGCAGAGGUCUUGAAAAAGAAGGGUCAACACUGCAAAUAUUGACUCUUUACAUAAACUUAAUGUAAUUGUCAAUAAAAGCAUUUGACACUUAUGGAAUGCUUGUAAUUAUACUUCAGUAUACCAUAGUAACAUCUGACAAAAAUAUCUAAAAACACUGAAGCUGCGAACUUUGUGAAGACCAAUACUUGUCAUUCUUAAAACUUUUGACUGCGACUGUAUGUUGAGAAACGUGCCUAUUUUCCUCGAAAGUACGUAAUGUCACGAUUCCAAAGCUAUACGAUAAUACAGAUAGCAAGUUAAUUAUCUCACAUCUCUGAAAAUAUUUGUAAUGUUGUACUUAUUGUUGUUUCGAAAUUUGUGCUAAUGUUGUGUUUUUGAGCUAGCGCCCAAUAUACUCCAAUUCACUCCUUGAAGGAGAUCGCUCCUUGUCCCAGAAUUGCCCAUAGUGCACACGCGGCCCAUUGACGUAGCAUGGCCAACGUUUCCCAUUCCGCAAAAGUAUCUCUGCGGUUGCAAAUGUCAGACUCCACUCUGUGAGCUACGUUAUAGAUAUUGUCUUUGGUAUUGUGUGUAGCUACGUUUGCUAGCUAACAAGCCCAUAGAGAGAGCAUUUCAUUGUUGAUUUGAGCUGCAACAGAUUUCCACAACGAUUUUCCAUGUUGCUACCAACCUUAUUAUAAUGCCAAAAUGAAACAAUUGUUCACAAAAAAUAUUGUUCUCACAUAUGAUUGUUAUUGAGUGGAUUUUUCCUUUAAUUACUUUUGUUUUAUUUCUAUAGCACCCCUACCCCACGGAGGAUGAAAAGAAGCAGAUCGCUACCCAAACUAACCUCAGCCUCCUCCAGGUCAACAACUGGUGAGUUACAUGAACCCAUGCCAUACUGCCAUGAACUGUCACCUAAGAGCAUGAAAUGUCAUAAAGAACAACCUCUCCUAGCGUGAACCAAUCAAAUAAUGUGUCAAUCCCUUCAAUUCCCUUUUAGUGAUUGGUCAAACCCCUUGUUUUCCCCUCUCGUGGUUGGUCCAACCUUUCCUCCUUCUCUCGCAGGUUCAUAAACGCGCGGCGGCGGAUCCUCCAGCCCAUGCUGGACGCCAGCUCCUCAGAGACACCCAAAACCAAGAAGAAACCGCCUCAGAACCGGCCGCUGCAGCGCUUCUGGCCUGACUCCAUCGCCACGGGGAUGACCCAACAACAGGUCCAGAUGCCAGAUGGUACGUACGGCUACUGACUUGCUGCACUGCUCAUUGGAUAAGCAAUGCUCAUUGGAUAAGCAAUGCUCAUUGGAUAAGCACUGCUGUGUAUCAAGAGAUGCUAGAGCUGUUGGUUAUACUUGUUUUUAAAGCAACUAGGCACAACGCUUACUGUAUUGGAAAUGAUAGCCACAAGCGCUUACUGUAUUGGAAAUGAUAGCCACAAGCGCUUACUGUAUUGGAAAUGAUAGCCACAACUACAAUUGAGUCACAAGGCAAAUUCAAGGCUCUCUUGUUAAAGCGACUUAUUUCACUCAAUUUGUGGGAAAUAAGAGACUAGAGAAAUACAUGAGCUAUCUGUGACGUCGCUGGCGUGUCGCUGGCGUGUCGUCUGUUCCCCAGGAACCAUGGUGAUGAUGAGUAUGGAGGGUCUCCAGAGCCUGACAUCAGACGGGGCCACGCUGGCCGUUCAGCAGGUGAUGAUCGGCGGGCACAGCGAGGACGAAUCAGGAGACAGCGGGGACGAGGACGACGACAUGGCUGGGCUGGGCCUGGACAACAGUGACUCCCUGCAGUAGGACACAUAGACGUACUGUACACACACAUACAGAAACACAAAUAGACAUACACACUCAAAAGCAAACUGUGGGCUCUGUUGAAAAUGUAUAUGGUUCAGACCUUCCACAACUGACACGUGAUGUAGGCAGGCUGACAAUGAAUAAUGCAGGCUGACAAUGAAUAAUGUGGGCUGACAAUGAAUUGCGACACACACUAGAACCAAAUCAGAGCCAUUUUUGAUGCUCUGCAAAAAAUAGGAUUGCUCAGAUCAUGUAUGUACUGUAG
Messenger RNA from Coregonus sp. 'balchen', 9503 nucleotides. The record is from the annotation of a GenBank genome assembly. Lineage: Eukaryota; Metazoa; Chordata; Actinopteri; Salmoniformes; Salmonidae.